Molecule: messenger RNA, 1192 nt
Organism: Leptomonas pyrrhocoris
Lineage: Eukaryota; Euglenozoa; Kinetoplastea; Trypanosomatida; Trypanosomatidae
Exons: 1
Coding region: 278-1192 (304 amino acids)
Biological process (GO): iron-sulfur cluster assembly
Cellular component (GO): cytoplasm; mitochondrion
Molecular function (GO): 2 iron, 2 sulfur cluster binding
Source: RefSeq, a predicted model, not a curated record
GCUUCCUAAGCGAAUCUCUACUCUAUUUCUCGCGCAUGCGCUUCACCACGAGCGGACACAUACGCGGAUGAACUGAACGCUAUACAUGUAUAUACAUAUAUACUAUUUGCGGUCUAUUACAACGGUAACUAUUGCUAUUAUUAUUAUUCUACUUCUUCUGCUUUCGUUUGCCAUAGCACUAGCUUAAAAAAAAAAGUGAGUGCUUUCCUUUUUUCUGCCUUUUCCAAAUAUAGUAAAUACGUUGAUCUUUUUCUCUCUUUAGAGCUAAUCAUUCGCAAUGCAACGAAGAUUUUUUUCAGCCGCGAGCGCACGGGUGAGUGCUGCGCUUCGCAACGUUACCGUGGGCUCCCUGCUUGCUCCGCAACGCUUUCAGAGCACCGCUGCGGUGGACACCCAAGUUGGGUCUGUCGAGGUGAAGCGCACGGAUGCAGGCGCUCCGUCCUACCCCGGCAGCAGCAGCAACAACGGCUCUUCUCAUCGGCAAUCACUUUACAAGUCUUCGCACAAGGGAACGGGCAGCACACCCAUGCCAAAGCCGUAUCAAGCGCGAAAGGAGAAACCAAAUCGAGCACCAGCAGGGGCGGCCGUUGUCGAUCCUGCACCUGCGCCGCUGUUCGGUGCGCGCUCGUCGUGCGCUGAGGACGCAGGACCCGUACCGCAGCGUGCCCUCUCGCCGCUCCAGAAGCGUCAGCUGCAGUUCCGCAACAAAGCUGCCUUCGUCCUCACCCCGCAGGCGCUGCGUCGGGUGAAGUUUUUAAUUGGCCAGUACCCCUCCACACACGUUGCCGCCAAAGGUGCAGCGACGAGCGAGGAAGGCGCCGGUGGCGUCACGGUGCCAUGCGGCAUCCGCAUUGGUGUGCGUCGUCGCGGCUGCAGUGGGUACAGCUACACGGUGAACUACUUCUUCGCGCCCGCCAGCGGCGGCCAAAGCGGCUCGGCUGCUGCUGCGGGUGCGGCGGCCUCUCCCGCAGGAAAAAAAGGUAGUUUCAUGGACGAUGUGGUGGUGGAGCAGGACGGCGUGAAGGUCGUGGUCGACGGCGACGCGCUCUUCUACGUGAUCGGCACGGAGAUGGACUACGUCGUGCGCAACGUCGAGGAGAAAUUCACCUUCAAGAAUCCCAAUCAGAAGUACGGCUGCGGCUGUGAAGAGAGCUUCAUGCCUUUUGACGAGGAUGACCUGGAUGAUGAUUAA